Molecule: messenger RNA, 2017 nt
Organism: Herpailurus yagouaroundi (jaguarundi)
Lineage: Eukaryota; Metazoa; Chordata; Mammalia; Carnivora; Felidae
Product: interferon-induced protein with tetratricopeptide repeats 1-like
Exons: 2
Coding region: 288-1709 (473 amino acids)
Biological process (GO): defense response to virus
Cellular component (GO): cytosol
Molecular function (GO): protein binding; RNA binding
Source: RefSeq, a predicted model, not a curated record
UGAAACUACUUUUCCUCGGCCUCUUCUCAGUUUCCAGACAGACCAAAGAAAGCAAUCCUGGUUUUGUUUUCCCCAAGCAGGAACUCUGCUCACUAGUUUCACUUUCCACUUUCAGUUUCUAUCUCGGUUUCCAGUCUAAAUUGUCAACAACACGCCCACAGGUUACGUCAUGAACUGUUCAUCUUUCUUAUAUUGCCCAGGAUGUGGCUCACAUCCUGAAACCCCAGUCUCCUGGCUGGAUCUCAGAAGAGCCCACAGCUAAACAAGGCCCUGCAGAACCGGCAGCCAUGAGUAAGAACGCUGAUGAGGUCAAAGAUAAGCUGCUUCAGCUGAGAUGCCACUUCACCUGGGAGCUGCUAGUUGAAGACACUGAGAUGCCCGAUUUAGAGAACAGGAUCUUGGAUGAGAUUGAGUUCCUAGACACCAAAUACAACGCGGGCAUACACAACCUGCUGGCCUACGUCCGACACCUGAAAGGCCAGACUCGGGAGGCCCUGGGGAGCCUGAAGGAAGCCGAAGACCUGAUCCAGCAGGAACACGGCGACCGAUCGGCUGUGAGAAGCCUGGUCACCUGGGGCAACUACGCCUGGCUGUAUCACCACAUGGGCAGGCUGGCGGAGGCCCAGACUUACCUGCACAGGGUGGCGAACACUUGUGAGAAGUUUGCAGCCCCCUCCUGCUACAGGCUGGAGUGUCCUCAGAUGGACUGUGAGGAAGGGUGGGCCUUGCUGAAGUGUGGAGGAAAGAACUACGAGCGGGCCAAGGCCUGCUUCGAAAAGGCUCUGGCAGCGGAGCCUGAGAACCCUGAAUUCAGCACUGGGUAUGCCAUCACCAUCUAUCGCCUGGACGGCUUCAACAAAGCGACCCAGGUCAGCGACGCAUUUUGUCUGCAGCCUCUAAAAGAGGCCAUCAGGCUAAACCCAGAAGACGCGUAUAUCAAGGCUCUGCUCGCCCUGAAGCUUCAGGACGUGGGCCAAGAAGCCGAAGGAGAAAAGUACGUCGAAGAGGCACUGACCAACAUGUCCUCGCAGACCUACGUCUUUCGAUACGCGGCCAAGUUUUACCGCAGGAAAGGCGCUCUGGAUAAAGCUCUUCAGCUCUUAAAGAGGGCCCUGCGGGCCACGCCCUCCUCCGCUUUCCUGCAUCACCAGAUGGGGCUUUGUUACAAGGCACGCAUGAUCCAAAUCAAGAGAGCGGCAAACUGGCAGCCCAGAGGACAGGAUAGAGACAAUGUCGACCAAAUGGUAAGGUUAGCCAUAGCUCACUUUCAAUUUGCUCUGGAACAAAAGCCCACAUUUGACGUUGCUUAUAUACACCUGGCCGGUAUGUACAUAGAAGCUGGCAACCACAGAAAAGCUGAAGACAUUUACCAAAAAUUGCUAUGUUUGACGUCCCUCGACGAAGAGAAACAGCAAAAGGUACAUUUCCACUAUGGUCAAUUUCAGGAAUUUCAAAAGAAAUCUGAAGUCAAUGCAAUUAUCCAUUAUUUAAAAGCACUAACAACAGAAAAGGUGUCACUGACAAGAGAUAAAUGUAUUAAUUCUUUGGAGAAACUGACUUUAAGAAGACUUUCCAGAAAUGCAUCAGACGUAGAAAGCUUGAGCAUUCUUGGGUUUAUCUACAAAGUCAAAGGCGAAAUGAAUAAAGCCCUGGAGUACUAUGAGCAGGCCCUGCGGCUGGCUGUGGACUCUGGGAACUCUGGUACCUGAUCCUGGGUGUGGAAAUAUGAACCACAUUCACAUUUUAUUUGAUUUUAGGUAAACAUGUUAACUCUAACCAUUGUUUCUGCUUGCUACUUUCAGAAACAUAUUAAGCAAUCCACUGCAGUGAUGCAAGUUUUUAACCAUUACCCAAACCUGGUAAAAUAUUGGUUCUAUUCAGAAAAUACUGAAACAGAAUAUAUACAUCUCUGUUAUGUGAGAGAGGAACCAUUUCUCUGUGAAUGUUAUAUAGUCGAAAAACCAUUUGUCGAGUAGAUUCGUAGCAAAUAAAAGCCUGGAUUUACAUAAAACAAAAA